Molecule: messenger RNA, 711 nt
Organism: Pocillopora verrucosa
Lineage: Eukaryota; Metazoa; Cnidaria; Anthozoa; Scleractinia; Pocilloporidae
Source: RefSeq, a predicted model, not a curated record
AUGUCACGCAACAGGUUUGAACUGUUACAAGCAUUUCUGCAUUUUAACAAUAUUGAAAACCAAAUUGCCAGGGGUGAAGAAGGUUACAAUCCUUUAUUCAAGAUUCAACCUUUGUUGGACAUAGUCAACCCAACUUAUGAAAAGUGGUAUCAGCCAGCACGUGACCUUUCCUUGGAUGAAAGUAUGGUCAAAUUCAAGGGGAGACUAUUUUUUCAGCAGUACCUUCCAGCCAAGCCCACAAGGUGGGGGAUCAAGCAGUUUGUGCUUGCUGAGGCAAAAACUGGCUAUUGCCUGAGGUCCAUUGUCUACACUGGCAAAGCAUCAUUUCCUCGAUAUAAAGGGGUCAGCCUUUCGGAACAGGUUGUUUUGUCAUUAGUGCAAGGAUACGAGGACAAGGGCCACAUUGUUUACAUGGACAAUUAUUAUUCUGCUCCAUCUCUAUUCAAGAAAUUGGAGCAAGAGAACAUUGGUGCCUGUGGAACUGUGAAAGUAAAUCGGAAACAAAUGCCAAAAGAGCUCUUGCCAUCAAGAUUGUCUCUAAAAAAGGGAGAACCGCCUGUUUUUAUGCGUUCAGAUAAUCUUUUUGCCUGUGCAUGGCAAGACACAAAACGUGUUACCUUUUUGAGUACUGUUGAGAAUAAUUUGACAGUAGACAAGGCUGUUAGAAGUAAGAAUGGGGAAGGGGUUAUAGGGAAGUUGAAAAGCCAGUAA